GGUUGCAUGGUACAUGCUGUGUAGCCAGUGUUCUUCUGUGCUUUCGCUUAUUUUCCAGCUGCCCAUGUGAGUUACCUGGUGUUCAAAGAGCUUUCGGAGCGGAGGUGUGUGUCUCAUCCUCAGUAAGCUCUGUGGCGGGCGUUAACCCGGCCUGAGUGUGUGAUAAGCGGGACUCCUCGCGGAAGACUUGUGAGCCAACGGCUAGCUACUUUUAGCUAUUUAAGCCAAGCUGGUUAAUGUAACAUUAGCUUUUAACCUUACCAACCACGGUUAGUAAGACAAUUAGUUAAAUAGUUAGGCCGUUGCUGUUCAGUUAGUUGACUGAGGAAACACUGUACUCCGAAACUAGUCCUACACCCGGGUCACCUACCAGCCAGGAGAGAGCCUGGUGCAACUGGUGACCGUCCUUGUCGGCGGGGUGUGUGUCUGCUGUACUAACUGACUCUGUGAGUGGACGGUGACUACAUGAGGCAGAGGACUGACAUGACUCCGCAGGUGUAGCUGGACUUUCAGUUGAGUUCAUGGUCGUGUGUUCACUGGUAAGAAUGAGUCGCCGCUCCGUGGUGGACCUGGUGUGGCUCGGGAGCAGAGCUGUCACCCUGUUGCAUGGACGCUUACCUCGGCCCCUCCACACCUCCUCCCAACCGAGAGCCGGAUUCAAACCGGAAAAGGUCGCAGUGGUUACAAAGACUACGAGAUAUGAGUUCGAGCAGCAGAGGUAUCGCUAUGCAGGGCUGUCAGAGGAGGACUUAAAACAGCUGCUCGCCAUGAAGGGCUCCAGCUACAGCGGCCUGCUGGAGAGACACAACAUCCACACCAACAAUGUGGAACAUGUGGUGAAGUGCCUGCGGAGAGAAGGCAUAGAUGUACGAGUGGUCAAGAGAGGAGAGUAUGAUGAAGAGGUGGUGCGAUGGGCAGAUGCCAUUAUCUCUGCUGGAGGUGAUGGGACAAUGCUACUUGUUGCCAGUAAGGUUUUAAGCAAGGACAAACCAGUUAUUGGAGUAAACACUGACCCUGAGAGGUCAGAAGGUCAUCUGUGUCUACCUGUUCGCUACACUCGAGCCUUCCCAGAGGCACUGGAGAAACUCUGCCGUGGUGAGUUCAGGUGGCUUUGGCGUCAGAGGAUCCGUCUGCAUUUGGAGGGCACAGGGAUCAAUCCCACUCCGGUGGACCUGCACGAGCAGCAGCUGAGCCUGGAGCAGCACAGCCAGGCCCACCGCAUCACCACCAUGGACAUCCAGCGGAGGACCGGGACUCUACACGAUAGCUUCUCCAAGACCAGUCUGCUCCCCAUCAGGAGUCUGAACGAGAUCUUCAUUGGAGAGUCUCUGUCCUCCAGGGUGAAGUUAAACUCCUUCAAACACCAUGUUAACCUCUUGCUCCAUAGGGCCUCAUACUAUGAGAUCUCUGUGGACGACGGCCCUUGGGAAAAGCAGAAGAGUUCAGGACUCAGCAUCUGUACAGGAACCGGAUCCAAAGCCUGGUCGUACAACAUCAACAAACUGUCUGAGCAGUCUGUGGAGGAGGUUUUAAAAAUCGGGAAAUCUCUGACAGGUCUUGAAAUCCCACUUCAUCCAGACUUUAUUGAAAAGGUUACUGAUGGAUACAACGAGUCUCUGGUGUUCGGGCCGGAUGACCGACGCUUGUUCUACAGCAUCAGGGAGCCCAUCGUCAACAGAGUGUUCUCCAGCAGCCGCCAGAGAGGCUUCGCCAGCAAGGUGUGUGUCCGCUCUCGCUGUUGGGAUGCCUGCAUGGUGGUCGACGGUGGGACAUCGUUUGAGUUCAACGACGGCGCCAUCGCUACGAUCAGCAUGAGCGAGGAGGACCAGCUCCGGACGGUGGUUCUGGAGGACUGAGACGAGUCUGGAGCACCUGACUGGUUUCUCUCUGCCAACAGAGUUCAAAGGGACAAGGUCAAAGGGAAGAACCAGGUUUUAGCUUCUAGCCUCUACAGGUGUUGAAUAUUUUUAUACCUGAUAAAGGUAUCAACGUUAUUAUUGUUCUAUUACGUGUGUGAAUUUUUCCAGAUCAGAUACUCUCACAGGCUGUAGCCCCCCAGGUUAUGAAGACUGUGAUCCACUUUAUAGACAUGAACUGAUCCAGAUCAGCAGUCUGAGCUGAGAAGGGUCAGGGAGAAACUGAGCGACUGUUCAAUGUGUCUCUCUGUCGCAGUGGACUCAGGUCAGAGCAGUGACUUCAGUCAUUCAUGAUGAUGAUGAUGAUGAUGAUGAUGAUCAGACAUAACAGGACAGAGGGUUGUGAUUUACCUUCACACCUGUGUAACCUCUGAUUAUUGGCCUUUAAAGGAUAAAACGGAAGUUAUAUUGUAUUUAAAUUUUUUAAUUGUCAGCAAAUCUCACUCAAUCCUGACUUCUCUGCUCUGUCUGUGGCUCUCAGCCUCAAACCCACUGUUUCCUACUGAGGACGUAAGUCUUGAAUAUCUCAGUCAUUUCCUCAAACAGCUGAUCAGAGCCACAGGAUUCAUGAUUUCACGUUGUCAUUCUCGUGAACGUGGUGUCUCAGUAACGGCUUGAGGGAUUUUCUUCAAAUUUGGCACAAACAUUCACUUGGAUUCAGGGAUGAACUGAGUAGAUUUUAGUGGUCAAAGA
Seriola dumerili (greater amberjack) is the source of this 2609-nucleotide messenger RNA. It is a transcript of the gene nadk2, whose product is annotated as NAD kinase 2, mitochondrial. The record is from RefSeq and is a predicted model, not a curated record. Gene Ontology annotation, biological process: NADP+ biosynthetic process; NAD+ metabolic process. NCBI's taxonomy places the organism in Eukaryota, Metazoa, Chordata, Actinopteri, Carangiformes, Carangidae. Gene Ontology annotation, cellular component: mitochondrion. The transcript is spliced from 12 exons. Gene Ontology annotation, molecular function: NAD+ kinase activity. Bases 522 to 1856 code for a protein of 444 amino acids.